Capra hircus (goat) is the source of this 3899-nucleotide messenger RNA. RefSeq names its product erythrocyte membrane protein band 4.1 like 4A (gene EPB41L4A). Gene Ontology annotation, cellular component: cytoskeleton. The transcript is spliced from 25 exons. Bases 1318 to 3288 code for a protein of 656 amino acids. Gene Ontology annotation, molecular function: cytoskeletal protein binding. The record is from RefSeq and is a predicted model, not a curated record. Lineage: Eukaryota; Metazoa; Chordata; Mammalia; Artiodactyla; Bovidae.
AAGUAAAUUGUUCACACUUGGGCUCCGUACCUUAAAAGUGGUAGAGGAGAGAACUCAAAACUGUCUGACGCCCAAACUCUCACUCUUUCUAAUACUCAGUAUAAAGUAGAGAAGCUUUCUGGCAGGCCUGCCGGCAACCACGCCCCGAGCUCUCCCUAGUGUUUCCUCUAACUUCCACUUGCAUUAACUCACUUCUGGUUCCCAGCUGGAGAGCGGAUUGCACCUGCUCAGAAGGCCAGCGGGAGCCCCGUCUCCCCCGCAGCUCAGCCUUGGUUGCUUGUGCACGGACAGGAGUGCCCACCAGGGGGCACUGCAGCCUCGGAGCUGCGGUGCCUGCCCGUCCUGGACAGAGCCAGUGGCGCGGAGGGCGUGGGACCGGGAGCGUCGAGCGCCGGGGUCCGCGCGGAGCCGCGCCCUGCCCCUUCCUAGAGCACGCCCCAGAUCUCCCGGGAAACCGCUACAGCGAAGAGAGCCCGGGCCGGGGCCGCGAGGCGGGCCGGGGCCGCGAGGCGGACCGCUCCCGCGCCGCGCGGUUCCCGUGCGGACCUUCCAGCACCUCGCCAUUUGACCAUCUCUGCUCCGCCCUCCAUCCCCAGCCGAGACCCCGCCCCAGAAGGGGCGCCCCCGUCGCGGCCACUGGGUCCCGGCUUGGCUCCCGGGCCUCUCGCAGGCACCCAGGCCCGGCCCGGCGGCACCUGGGCCGCUGCCGCCCGGGGCGCCACCCCUCGCAGCGCCGAGAUAACUUUCCCGGGAGCCGCCGCGGCCUGGCGCGCCCCGGGGCACACCCCGCUCGCCCGCCGGCCGCGUUCCCAGCCGGGCCGCCGGCUCCUCCGCUCACCGGUCUCCCGACCGCCCGCUUCUCCGAAUCUCCUGGAGGAGCAGCACUCCGCCGCCCGGGCAGGGGGCUCUGGGAGGGAGAGCUUCAAGUUGGCCACCCGUGAUGAACUCGGGGAUCCCCAGACGGCAGCUGUGCCCCGCGACGAUCUGACCUCCACUCGUCGGUCGCGGGCUGCGGGAGGGGCCGCGGCGCCCCCGCCUUCGGAGGAGCCGGAGCCGCAGGAUGCGCGGGGACUCGCCGCCGCCCUCCGCGCCCAGUUCCGCCGGCGCUUCCCCGGCCGCUCCCGGGCGCUGACGCGUUCGCGGGCUUCCCCGCCCUCCUUACCUUCCGUCCGCGCCGCUCCGGACCCCGCCGGUGACUGGUGCUCUCGGCGUCGCCGCGGCGCGGGCGGUCCGUUCAUGCCUCGCGUUUGAGGGCAGGGGGUGGCCCAGCGGCUGGGUCGCAGCUUUCUCCGCUGGCCGAGGCCCGCCGCAGGAGACAUGGGCUGUUUCUGCGCGGUUCCGGAAGAAUUCUAUUGCGAAGUGUUGCUUCUGAAUGAAUCCAAGUUAACUCUCACAACCCAGCAACAGGGCAUCAAGAAGUCAACGAAAGGGUCCGUUGUCCUUGAACACGUGUUUCGUCACAUAAACCUUGUGGAGGUGGACUAUUUUGGACUGCGUUACUGUGACAGAAACCACCAAACGUAUUGGCUGGAUCCUGCGAAAACCCUGUCUGAACACAAAGAACUGAUCAACACUGGACCUCCAUAUACUUUGUAUUUUGGUAUUAAAUUCUAUGCCGAAGAUCCAUGUAAACUUAAAGAAGAAAUAACCAGGUAUCAGUUUUUCUUGCAGGUGAAGCAAGAUGUCCUUCAGGGCCGGCUGCCCUGCCCCAUUAACACUGCUGCUCAACUGGGAGCCUAUGCCAUCCAGGCUGAACUUGGAGAUUAUGAUCCAUAUAAACAUACUGCAGGCUAUGUGUCAGAGUACCGAUUUGUUCCUGAUCAAAAGGAAGAACUUGAAGAAGCUAUAGAAAGGAUUCAUAAGACUCUAAUGGGUCAGGCUCCUUCUGAAGCAGAGCUGAAUUACUUGAGGACUGCCAAAUCCCUGGAGAUGUACGGUGUUGACCUCCAUCCUGUCUAUGGAGAAAACAAAUCUGAGUAUUUUUUAGGAUUAACUCCGGUCGGUGUUGUUGUCUAUAAGAAUAAAAAACAAGUGGGAAAGUAUUUCUGGCCUCGGAUUACAAAGGUUCACUUCAAGGAGACCCAGUUUGAACUCAGAGUACUGGGAAAAGACUGCAGUGAAACCUCAUUCUUUUUUGAAGCUCGAAGUAAAACUGCUUGCAAGCAUCUUUGGAAAUGUAGUGUAGAAUAUCACACAUUUUUUAGAAUGCCAGAAAAUGAAUCAAAUUCAUUGUCAAGAAAACUCAGCAAGUUUGGAUCCAUGAGUUAUAAGCACCGGUAUAGUGGCAGGACAGCACUACAGAUGAGUCGAGAUCUUUCUAUUCAACUUCCCCGGCCUGAUCAGAAUGUGUCAAGAAGUCGAAGCAAGACUUACCCUAAGAGAAUAGCACAAACACAGCCAGCUGGAUCAAACAGCAUGAAUCGGGUCACUGCGAAUAUGGAGAAUGGAGAAAAUGAAGGAACAACUAAAAUUAUCGCACCUUCACCAAUAAAAAGCAAGAACCAGCCCUUUAAGAAAGCAAAGAAUGAAAACAGCCCUGAUACCCAGAGAAGUAAAUCUCAUGCACCGUGGGAAGAAAACGGCCCCCAGAGCGGACUCUAUAACUCCCCCAACGACCGCACGAAAUCCCCCAAGUUCCCUUACACACGCCGCCGAAACCCCUCAUGUGGGAGCGACAAUGACUCUGUGCAGCCCACCAGGAGGAGGAAAGCCCAUAACAGUGGUGAAGAUUCAGAUCUAAAGCAAAGGAGGAGGUCACGCUCACGCUGUAACACAAGCAGCGGUAGUGAAUCAGAAAAUUCUAACAGAGAGCACCGGAAAAAGAGAAACAGAAUACGGCAGGAGAAUGAUAUGGUUGAUUCGGCGCCACAGUGGGAAGCUGUAUUAAGGAGACAAAAGGAGAAAAACCAGGCGGACCCGAACAAUAGACGAUCCAGACACAGAUCUCGCUCGAGAAGUCCCGAUAUCCAAGCGAAAGAAGAGCUAUGGAAGCAUAUCCAAAAGGAGCUUGUGGAUCCAUCUGGACUGUCAGAAGAACAAUUAAAAGAGAUUCCAUACACUAAAAUAGAGACUCAAGGUGACCCAGUCCGCAUCCGGCAUUCUCAUUCACCGAGAAGCCACCGCCAGCAUCGCAGGUCCCAGUGCUCAGAUGGAGAGCGGUCCGUGCUCUCAGAAGUGAAUUCAAAAACCGACCUUGUACCUCCACUUCCCGUGACCCGUUCUUCAGAUGCUCAGGGUUCUGGUGGCUCCACAGUUCAUCAGAGAAGAAACGGGUCAAAGAUAGCCUGAUUGAAGAAAAAUCUCAGACAUCUACAAGCAAUAUGGCUGGAAAACACACAGCAAAAACAAUAAAAACUAUCCAAGCUUCACGCCUCAAGACAGAGACUUAAUCCCAGUGGGCUUGGGGUGGGGGUGGGGAGGGCAUGUGGUGCCACCUUUACUUUGAAGCUGUGAAUUAUGAUCAUUGAGAUAUCUUGGACCUGCAGAAAUGUUUCUUCAGAAGAAAGUAAGGGAGUCUGUUGCGUCUUUUAAAGGCCUAAGGGCCUUUUUCUUUGGUAACUGGAAAGAUAGUAGUCUUAUAAAACCUUUUCCAUUUGAUGCCAUGUUUACCUUCCAGAAACUCCCAAGCAUCUUGUCUGCCACCAUCAAGACCAGAGGCUUCAGAUCAAAGUUCUGGAAGCCUGGACUGUGGCCAGGUAGCUAUGCAGCAGUGCACUAAGGGGAAUGAAAAGAUUCUUCCCUGCUCUAGGUGGAUCUCUGCCUGUGCACAAAUGCGAGACUUAGAGAUCACUUUCACACUGCAGAUAUUUUUAUUCACAUUAAUGUUCUUUGUAAUACUGUAUUUUGUGGCAUUAAGUUUCAUUGGCUAUUUGCAAAUGUUAAAAAAAAAGUGCUGCUUU